Molecule: messenger RNA, 1899 nt
Organism: Anopheles arabiensis
Lineage: Eukaryota; Metazoa; Arthropoda; Insecta; Diptera; Culicidae
Product: leucine-rich repeat-containing protein 15-like
Exons: 2
Coding region: 5-1450 (481 amino acids)
Cellular component (GO): plasma membrane
Molecular function (GO): protein binding
Source: RefSeq, a predicted model, not a curated record
CGUGAUGAUUGUAUUGCAAGUUGUCGUGAUAAUGCUGUUAACCAGCCGCAAUUCCGCUGAUUGUCAAUCAGUAGUAAAUCAUAAUAACGAAAGUGUAAAUUUGAGCACACAGAACGAUUGGAGCUGUGCGAGACUAUUAAACCAUUGUUUGAUUGUUACAACCGUAAACUACCGUGUACCUGGUAAAGAAUUUGCCAUCAACUUCGACUGCAAUGUGCACCCGGUAAAGAAUGCACAUUCGGACAAAGUGUUUCGAAAGGUUACGAGCUACCGCAUGGAUGGCAGAAACGCAUACAGCGAUACUGGAUUUGGCUUAGAGUAUCUGAGUUUUCCAGACAAAAUAACCACACUGGUGCUGCAUGGUUACUGUGUGCGUAUCCAGAGGGCCGUGCCGUUGUACCGUGAUUUUCAUAAUCUUGAGCUGCUGGAGUUAAUUAACUGUAAUGUGAAUCAUAUCAAUGGAGAUGUUUUUCAAGAUCUGCCAAAGUUGCAAAAGUUAGUACUAAAUAGCAGCACAUUUGGGGUAAUGACCCAUGAUGUGUUUCACAAACUCAUACAAUUGAAAGAGUUGUUCAUAGAGAAUUGUACAAGAAUACAGUUCACGGCGAGCGAUUUGGUAAACAUUCAACUAAUUGCUGUAAGAAAUAGUACGGUGUACCAAAUUUCUUCAAUAUUCGAUUAUCUACCAUCAACGUUAAAGACAAUCAAUUUCGUCAAUGUGCUGACCCAUGAGAUUCCAAAUAUAACGCUACGAUCGUCAGAUGAAGAGCAAAGUGCUGUGGAAGAUGUUGCCGUAGUCCAAAGUUUGCUCUCUUGCGUGAUUGUAAAAAGUUUGCCACGAUUGAUUUCACUAAACCUUUCAAGGAACUCGCUAUCUGAGAACUCAAUAGUGUUGCACAAUCUACCGUCGCUGGUUACAUUAGUGUUAAGCCAUAACGGAUUUAAUCAAGUAUCAGUAGCUUUAUUUACAUCCGGAUCUUCAUUAAACGUACUCGAUCUUAGUCAUAAUCAAAUUUCUUACAUACAUCCCAAAGCGUUCAGUUCAUCACCUUUGCUACGGAUGGUAAAUCUUUCGUACAAUUUGCUUUUGAGCAUGGAACAUUUUGCGCCUCUGCCUCGCCUCGAGCGAAUCGAAAUCGAUAAAAAUCCGUGGGAUUGUUUGUGGUUAAACAAAUGUCGAGUUAUUAAUCCGUCACUCUUUGAAAUUUUUCGAUAUAGCAAACGAUUCGACGUACUUUCAGUAUGGGGUCUACCGUGCCGGCUGGAAGAUACAAAGGAAAUUUCAACUAGUCCCCCAUUCGACCGGAGUGAAGAAACCAUAGCUAAUUCUGUUAGUGCAUAUCCACAAGGAAAAAUAUUCACUAAAGGAAGGAAAGAAUCAAUCGUUCAACCGUUGUCUACUGCUACAAAUUCGUUUAAAAUAUUAAUAACAAUAUCGGUAUCUUACUAAAACGAAUUCAAUUGGUGAUGCUGGAACAGAGAAAAGCACCUCCUUUUGGUACGAGGUACCAGUUGGUGGUGAUCCUAAUGCAAUGCCACUGAAUAAUAUAUAUGAAGAAAUUUGUGAUUCAGACACACGUCGUGAUUUAUAUGACGCACUGAACUUCCAUCGAGCUCAAGAACAGUAAUCAGCGUAAUAAAAAUGUUGUAAAUGACAAGUUCAUAGAACAUAAAUAAAAAACAUAAUAGAGCUGAGUAUCAAUGCAUUAUGUUGGGUAUUUAUUAGACUAGAUGUUAAGUGUUAAAUCAUAACUGGUAACUUUAAAUUCCAAAAUAUCAGCAAGGAUCAUAGUGUAGCAUAUCUUCUAUUCGCAACUUAUUAUAAUACACACUAUCAGCUAUAGACACAUUGUAACACACUUCGGAAAGCCAAAACACACCAUUCAUUAUAACACAUCA